AUGGAGGAAAGGACAGUGCUUUUCGGGAAGUACGAGGUGGGGAAGCUGCUGGGCAAGGGGACCUUCGCGAAGGUCUACCACGGCAGACAAAUCGCGACGAACGAGAGCGUGGCGAUUAAGGUGAUCAGCAAGGACCAGGUGAGGAAGGAAGGGAUGAUGGAGCAGAUCAAGCGGGAAAUCGAAGUGAUGCGUUUAGUCCGCCACCCGAACGUCGUGGAGCUGAAAGAAGUCAUGGCGACCAAGACCAAGAUCUUCUUCGUUAUGGAGUACGUCAGGGGCGGCGAGCUCUUCGCUAAGGUGGCGAAGGGGAAGCUGAAGGAGGAUCAGGCCCGGAAGUACUUCCAGCAGCUGAUCUCCGCCGUCGAUUUCUGCCACAGCAGGGGCGUCUCCCACCGCGAUUUGAAGCCGGAGAAUCUGUUGCUCGACGAAAACGAGGAUCUGAAAAUCUCCGACUUCGGACUCUCCGCUCUGCCGGAGCAGCUCCGGAACGACGGGCUUCUGCACACCCAGUGUGGGACUCCUGCUUACGUGGCGCCGGAGGUGCUGAGGAAGAAGGGGUACGACGGAUCUAAGGCGGAUAUCUGGUCGUGCGGAGUUGUGCUGUUCGUUUUGCUGGCUGGGUUUCUGCCGUUCCAGGAAGAGAAUCUGAUGAACAUGUACAGGAAGGUUUUCAAGGCGGAGUUUGAAUGUCCACCGUGGUUUUCAACGGAGGCGAAGCGGUUGAUCUCGAAAAUGUUGGUUUCCGACCCGGAGAAGCGAAUCACCAUUCCGGCGAUCAUGCGCACGCCGUGGUUUCGCAAGGGGAUGAAGAAACAGGAGGAGGUCACGGAACCCACGGAAGGUGUUGAUGAAAAGUCCGACGGGAGCGACUCUCCGAAGUUCUUCAAUGCAUUUGAGUUUAUUUCUUCGAUGUCGUCCGGGUUUGACUUGUCGAAUUUGUUCGAGAAGAAGCGGAAGGCCGGGUCCGUGUUCACGUCCAAGUGCUCGGCUGCGGCGAUCAUGGCAAAGAUCGAGGCGGCGGCAAAGGGGCUGAGCUUUAAAGUGGCGAAAGUGAAGGACUUCAAAAUAAGGAUGCAAGGGCCGAAUGAAGGGCGAAAAGGGCGGCUUUCGGUGACCGCGGAGGUGUUCGAGGUGGCGCCGGAGGUGGCGGUGGUGCAGUUUACGAAGUCGUCCGGGGAUACUUUGGAGUAUGCCAAGUUUUGUGAGGAAGAUGUUAGGCCAGCAUUGAAGGACAUUGUAUGGACAUGGCAAGGUGACGGUAGCGGUAACGGAAACGGGAAAGUCGACUGUGAUCUAGUUCAAGACCGAUUAAACGAAGAUUAA
This is a messenger RNA of Malus domestica (apple), 1323 nucleotides long. RefSeq names its product CBL-interacting serine/threonine-protein kinase 5-like. Gene Ontology annotation, molecular function: protein serine/threonine kinase activity; ATP binding. Gene Ontology annotation, biological process: protein phosphorylation; signal transduction. The record is from RefSeq and is marked validated. NCBI's taxonomy places the organism in Eukaryota, Viridiplantae, Streptophyta, Magnoliopsida, Rosales, Rosaceae.